This is a messenger RNA of Dreissena polymorpha, 2254 nucleotides long. RefSeq lists its product as uncharacterized. The record is from RefSeq and is a predicted model, not a curated record. Lineage: Eukaryota; Metazoa; Mollusca; Bivalvia; Myida; Dreissenidae. The coding region runs from base 402 to 2183 and encodes 593 amino acids. The transcript has 2 exons.
AGUUUGGUUUUGCUUUCGAAGAUCCAUGGAUUGAAUAAUGGCAAGGGCAGAUAUUUUAUCAAACUGUUAUUUGCAUUUAUAAUUAUUUUUAACUACUCCACAUGUCGCUGACAAAGUUUAAUGUCUUUUUUAAGAACGAAAAUCUGUGACUACGUCCCUUCAAUUGUUUCAAGGUUUAAAUAUUUCGCCAUGCAAUCUGAUACCAGGGCAAAUCAAGCGUCUCUCCAAACAAGGAUUGAUAUUACUGUUUUAAAUUUGACAACAAAAGCUUAAUUCCCCACACAAUAACUCGAUUUAGUUCAAGUGAUUUACCGUAAAAUGGCAGACACUUCAAUCCGUUUCCGUUCACCUCAAGUUGUUUGAUAAACAAACACCGGUCGAAACGUUACCCAUCGGAACUCAUGUAUUCGGUAAUACCCCGACCUCAGGUCAUCGACCACCGUCAAGAAGACGGGGAACCAAAGCCUGAGAUUCUCGACCACAGAUCUGGAAGACCAACCGUCUCACGCUGGAAGGACAGGCGCCGCGCGGAACAACUUCCGUACGAUCUCCUUAGGCAGCACCGGGACGCGUUGCUUAACGCAGAAAUCAAGUACAAGCAUCACAUAAAGGAGUUGGAGAAACAAUGCGAAGAUAUAACGCAGGAUUAUGACCAGACUUAUAAGGAAAAUAAGCAGCUCCGGAGUAUACUUGAGCACGGUCCGGAUGCUGCAAAGAUGAAACAGUUGAAAUUAGACAAGAAAGAGCAGAAAACUAUUAUCGACCAACAACAAGAGGAGAUGAAACUUCUGAAUGACAAAAUAAAGGAGUUAGAAAAAGCUGCAGGAGGACCUAGGGAUUAUUUGGUUGAAAAAAAUUGGCAAAACGCUCUUGAUCGGGUACGUCGUAAGCGAGAGGAAGAAGACGCGAUACCGACACAAGGUCCUUUUGUAGGCACAAAACUGUUCAAGAAACGGCGCAUUGCUAUUGACGAUGUCAGAAUCGCGGAUCAAGAUACGUAUGAUCUCUCGUUAGAUAGCCUUGAAAAGGAAACACAGGUUCUUCUAAAUAAGAUAAGACAGUUAAAACGAGAAAAAGAGCAGAUUGAUUACGCAACCAUGAUGGGAAAAGGAGCGGUAUCAAGGAACACAGUAAUCGCUAAUGCUAUAAAUGAGAAAUUGAACAGAGACCUAAACAAAUUUGCGAUUCGCCUUGAAAAACUGAAAUUAAAACACAAAGCUGCUAAGGAUUACACAAGAACAAUUACUGGAAAUGUGAAAGAGCCAUUAGACUCAGAAAUGAUGGAUCCCUCUCCCGAAAUAGAUAUUGCAGAUACUGAUGGAUCUGCAAAAACUUUGCGAUCGUACAAAUCCAGACCUGCUUCGAAAUUUAUGCCAGACGAUUCAAAGCCAGAAAAGCCUCCUAGCGAAACAAGUAAUAAACAAAGUGAUCGAGCAAAAAGCACGCAGUCAAAAAUAACUACCAAUACGACAAACACUGAACCAUAUUCAUUUGGUAACAAAUCCAAUCAUUCGAAGCUAAGCAAGAAGCCAAAGUCCUUGAAGCGAUCGUCAAGCGCGGAGGAUGUCCGCCUAACAAAACCUGUACAUGAACCCGUGUACGAGAAAGCAGACACAGACAGGGAGGUCAGGGUAGAAAACGCUGCAGAGGUUAAACACACACUUUCUAAACCGAAACCAGAUCGUUCGGCCGAAACAUCCGUCAUACAAAAGGAACGAUUUGCAAAGAAUGGAACAACAGACGUUUCGUUGACUAAUGGUCGCUAUGCGCACGGUCCAGAGCCUAUAAAAUUUAGAAAUAGGUCUUUUAAAUAUGAAGAAAUGCCAGUGCGUAAUAAUUAUUCCGCAAACCAAAUACCAGUAAAUCCAGUAAAUGCCAAGAUUGCAUUUCCUUUUUCUAAGAGCAACAAGCAUCGUAUUCAAAGCAAGAGCGAAAAUCACGCCAAUGAGGCUUCCUAUGACGCCGUUUUAGACUACCUUAAUCAACAGACUGGUAACGUCCACCGGCGCGUGCGCUAUCGGGAGGCCCCCACGACUUACGACGAUAUUGAGAGAACAAUAUCACCCAUUCCUAUAGGCUUUAAAACCGACGUGAAAGUUAUUGACCGACGGGAACUGCGAAACAUCUACGCGAACCACACCAGUGUCCGGCGUCCUGAGUAUUUUCAAGCCGAGCAAAUGUAGAUGCUUAUAACACUUUCCGUUGUCCACGUAUAUAUAUUCUUAAAUGUCACAGGGGUUUGUUAUGAAUAAAA